GACAAGAACUGCAAGGCUCCCAGUUCACAUUUAGCCAUCCACUCGUGUACAACAGUGAAUCAGAAAUUUGAAGGUGCAAACUCUUCAGCUUUUAUAUUGGAGUAGAGUAACAAGUAUAUAGAAUAUAUUCGACUAAGUGUGUGUGUGUAUAUAUAUAUAAUUACGACAUAUCUAUGGAUAAUGGUGAACCAACCCGUGAAGAUGAAGGUGUCUUAGUCAUUUCUUCUGAAUCGACCCCAAUCCCAGAACCAGAGACAAGAAUCCUCCAAAAUAGCUAUAAAUCUGGUAUUGUGCGCCGCCAAGCUCGCCUAAGUACGAAGCUGUUUCAUUGUGAUACCUGUGGGAAAGAUUUCUCCAGGAAGGAAUAUCUGCAAAUGCAUCAGAAAAGUCAUUUGCCUGAAAAUCCGUUUACGUGCAAAAUAUGUGGCAAAGAAUUCGACAGGAAUUUUCCUUUGAAGAAACACCAACAGACUCAUGAAACUGCCAAGAAACGGAGAGAGAAAUAUAAAGAGAACAGAUUUAAAUGUGAAAUCUGUGAUGAGAAAUUCACUGACCAUUCCAGUUUGAUGGUUCAUUAUUCCAGUAAACAUUCAAAUGGCAACGAUGACGUCAAAGGAAAAAAGGACUCAAUAGCGGAGUUCUCCUGCCAUAUCUGUGGCAAGUUCUACAAGAAAGAGAUUUCUCUUAAACGUCACAUACCUAUCCACAAAAAGAAGCCAUUUCAUUGUGAUUUAUGCAAGAGAAACUUUGUGUUAGAUAAACAGCUGCAAGAACACCAAGCCAAACAUGGAAUUAACAAAGAUUAAUUAUAAUAAUGAUAAAUCAAAGUUGUUGUUUACUCAUCUCACUCUUGAUUAAAGCAGAUUUAUGACUAAAUACAUUUGACUUGUGUUUAUUUCUUCUAUAAGUGCAGGCUUGGCUGUGUGGUUAAGAAGUUGCUUCCCAGUUGUGCGGUCUCCGGUUCAGUUCCAUUGUGUGGCACCCUGGGCAAGUGUCUUCUAUGUAG
Octopus bimaculoides (California two-spot octopus) is the source of this 1006-nucleotide messenger RNA. RefSeq lists its product as uncharacterized. Lineage: Eukaryota; Metazoa; Mollusca; Cephalopoda; Octopoda; Octopodidae. The record is from RefSeq and is a predicted model, not a curated record.